UCAGUUACAGUUAUAUUCCAACAAAACAAGACAGCGUAGAAAUGUGAAUGUGAACACUAUGGAAUCAUUUAUAUUUGUUGCAUAGUCAUACCUUUGCUGGAAAGGCGAAUGGGAGUCAUUCAAUUAGAGUUAUCAUUAAAUUUUUCCACAAUUGCAUACUUUCUGAUACGGCAGAGCUCAAACAUUAAGCCGUUUACUCAGGCUAUAAAAAUCGCGCCAGCGAAACCGUCCAACCGGCCGCAGUCGCGACCAGUUUUGAGAAAACCGAACAGCAGUCCACCUCCAAACAUCGUUGGCUACUGACGGAUCAAAUCUAAAACACCGCUUUAUAUUUUAAUCCAAUUCCCGGCUAAUUCAAAUUUCGAACGCAUUAAUUCAGUCACGUUUAGGAACUUUAUCGUGCCCGAUUCUGACAUUAGUCUUUUUUUCACGUCCGUAACUUUUUAUUAAUGAGUUGUUUUUCGUGUUAAUUUCAAAUAUAAUUUUUAGUUAGAGUUUAUUAAGUUGGUGGUUUGAGUGAAAGUGUUUUUAGAUCUAAAAGUGAAAGGGCACUGUCAAAACAUCUGUAAAAUACCAACUUACGAUAUGUUUGAACACUACCCUGUGACGUCAUGUCAUCGGUGAACGAUGGAGAACUAUGGAUACCGAUACAAGAUGAAGCUAGCAACAGAACAUGCGAUUACAAAAGAAGAGGGAGAAGACAGAGGAAUAACCAAAAAGCUAACUACAAGAGCAAACGAAUACGUUACGAUUUAAAAAAGAGUAGAAAUAAAUUAAUACAUCAUGGGAUUAGAAGCUUCAGAAGCGCAGAAGACCUACGUCAUGAAGUUAAUAACAAUAGGAAAAAUCACUCAUAUAAGGUAUUACAAGAAAGAGUUGUAAAACUAAGUGAGCAACAUGAACUUAGUAGUAGUAGAACAUCGAGGAAAAUUCAGCGACGUGAAGUCAGCAGCAAUAUAGAGAAGCUUAAUAGCAUUACAAAAUGGCGACGUGGUACAAAAUGGCGGAUAAGCGCGAUGUUCAUACCGUUGGUUAUUUUAAAUGUCAUUGGAAUCAGUAAUGCAGAAAGUUUAACCAGCAGAGUUUUAGCUUCGUUCCUCGGUUAUCCAACAACAUGCAGUGUAGGUUUGGAAGUGAGGCCCUGCACCCUCUCUCUGUCAUGUUGGCUGCGAGGAGGCACCAGGGUCAGAGGCUGCGGGAGUGGCUGGCUGUUCUCCUGUUGUCUACCGGCAGAACCUGAUAGAAAUGACUUUGAUAACUCAAUCCCAUCAUCGGAUUGGAGGUACAAAGUGGUGCCGCCGAAGCUACGCCAAGUGCCGCAGCGGAGUGUGGUGCCGACCAACGUCUUCAGACGACGCGUUGACGAAGACAUCACCCAGAUUGAGUGCGGACUCCCCUCUACCAGGAUACUACAGAAGAGAAUUAUCGGCGGUAGAGAGGCGAGGUUCGCGGAGUUCCCCUGGCAAGCUCACGUCAGGAUAUCGGAGUUUCAAUGCGGUGGUGUGCUGAUAUCCAAAUGGUUCGUCGCCACAGCUGCGCACUGCGUGUCGCGCGCGCGACCACGUGACAUCGCCGUGUGGCUAGGCGCAUUGGACACCGCCGCCGGGACCAAUACUGCGAGGAAACUUGGGGUCGUCCAAAAAAUACUCCAUCCCCUAUUCCAGUUCCGUAUGACCCAGCCUGACCGGUAUGACAUCGCUCUGUUGAAGCUGUCGCGUCCGGUCAUGUACACCAGCCAUAUACUCCCCAUCUGUCUUCCGGACACGGACAUCGAGCUCCGGGGCAAGUCCGGGGUCAUCGCCGGCUGGGGGAAGACGGACGCUAGUAACGGGCACACUGGAACCAACAUACUGAGAUCUGCCACUGUUCCUAUACUAAGUACAGAGCAAUGCAUCAAAUGGCACCAGAGCAAGCAGAUCCUCGUAGAGAUACACUCCGAGAUGAUCUGCGCCGGUCACUCUGAUGGUCAUCAAGAUGCUUGCUUAGGGGACUCCGGGGGACCGCUCAUAGUGUUGGACGGCGGGAGGUACUAUCUGGUGGGUAUCACCUCCGCCGGCUUCGGCUGCGGAGUGGACCACCAGCCAGGGAUCUACCACAACGUCAAGAUGACUUCCAACUGGAUCAAGGAUAUCAUUACUCCAGCAACCAGUUUCAUUGACUUUUAGAUUGUUAAAUUAAAUUGUUAUUUACAAUGUAGCCCAUGUAGCCAUGUGGCACGUCGAUUCUCUUUCUACGAUCGCAAACGCUUCGAAAACUAGAAAUAUAAAAUAUCGGAAUCACAUUUGCUAUCGAUAGGUCACGUGAUCAAGAUCUGUCAAUCCCAUACAUUUUCCUAGUUUUCGAAGCGUUUGCGAUCGUAGAAAGAGAAUCGGGACUGGACCGGCUUUUUACUGUAUCCUGCAAAACUGGACCCCGUGUUCACAUGGCAGUUCAGUUUUGCUGAGUAAAAAACUACCAUUGCUAUGCUUAAAAAACAGUGUCCAGCAAAAAACCGCACGCAGGAAGCCGUGUGAACACUGCUAUUGAAAUAUAUGUCAGACUAGCGGACGCCCGCGACUUCGUCCGCGUGAAACUCGAUGUAAACUUUCAACUACCUUUUCCUGAAUUUUUUCUAUAAACUAUUUUUUCUAUAACUAAUCUUUGCUAUAAACCUCACGGAGCCCGAGGCCUUUCCAACGAAUGCAAAACCGUGGAAUGCAAAACCGUGGGUUCAUGCGUUCUGGAGUUAUAGCGUCAGGAAGGAAAACCCGACUUAUUUUUAUAUAGUAGAGAAGAUUAAACGGGAUCCUGCUUUUUACUGGACUACGCAUCCAGUUUCUAGUGAUAAAACCGAAUGACACAAUUUGGCCAGAUUAGCUUUUUACAGGAUCCCGCAUGCGGGAUGCUCGUGUGAACGCUAGCAUAUAAACACAUUUGCCAUCGGAAUCUUGCAGAAAACGGAAUCCUGCAUACAACUGGACUGCCGUGUGAAUAGGGCGUUAGUUUGAGUUGAAUGCCUCAAGGUCAGUGGUUAAUCAGUGCGGUUUUGGAUCGUGAGGCCUAGGUUCAAGUCCUGGGUCAGACUUUGUAAUUUUUUUUCCAAUAACUUCUAAAUACUUUGGCGUUACAAUCGCGCACCUCGGAGAGUAGUUCCAACGACCAAUUUUGUCAUUAUCACUAGGCUAAUACUAAUUCUUACAAACAUUACUUUAAGCCCAAUACCAUUGUAACAGCGUUGUGGGUGUACGCUCCAUAACCCAUCUCAUACAGUAAACAAUUUGAUAAAAUGUAUAUAGCCCAUGUUACCUGGGCUAUUAUUACAGAUCUUUUGACACCUCUUUUAGUAAAAUCGGUUCAAUAGUUUAGGCCUUACGGUCGAACAUACACGCAUAUAUACAUAGACUGCCAAAAUCAUUACCCUUUCUUUUGGCUUCGCCGUAGUCGUGUAAAAAGGAAGCCUGUGUUCUCGUGUGUAUAAUUAGCAAACAGUUAGCAACAAAUUAAUGGUAUUUGUUAAUUAAUGUAAACUAAUUACAUUAAUUAACAAAUUAAUGUAAACUAAUUACAUUAAUUAACAAAUUAAUGUAAACUAAUUACAUUAAUUAACAAAUUAACGUAAACUAAUUACAUUAAUUAACAAAUACCGAAUUCCUGUUAUAACCACAAAACAUUUUGUUUUUAGUUUAACUGAAAAUAAAAACACGUGUUAAUUUAUACAUUUAUACACUGUCGUGGACCCCCAUUUUCAUUUCAUGGACCCCCAAAUGUUUUUCGCUGACGUAGACCCCUUGCAGGUUGUCAUAGACCCCUAGGGGUCGAUAUAGAGCAUUUUGAGAAUCACUGCCCUAAAGCAAGAGAAAACGCUCUUGACAGCUGCCGCCAUAAAAAAAAACAUGCUUGACUCUAUAUCGGUGGAUUAAAAAAAAACAGUUAUAGGUAGGUAUGUUUUAUUUGUUUACAAAAUAUAUAAAUAAAUAAUUUUAACUAUACUAGUACGUUUGCUUGCAUUUUAUGUGUGUUGUUAUUAUAAAGUUAUCUUUGUUUAUUUGUUACUAAUUUAUUAUUGAUCUCCUGUUUGUUGAUUGAGCAAAAUAAAUAUUCUUAAUGUGUU
Molecule: messenger RNA, 4090 nt
Organism: Bicyclus anynana (squinting bush brown)
Lineage: Eukaryota; Metazoa; Arthropoda; Insecta; Lepidoptera; Nymphalidae
Product: coagulation factor IX
Exons: 9
Coding region: 612-2165 (517 amino acids)
Biological process (GO): proteolysis
Molecular function (GO): serine-type endopeptidase activity
Source: RefSeq, a predicted model, not a curated record